AUGAGCACUGAUCUGACGUACGAUGAUUUAGAAUCCGCAUCAAACCUUAGCCAAACCCUAGUUCUGGUCGGUCGUACUGGAAACGGGAAGAGUGCUGUAGGGAACAGUAUCCUUGGAAGAAAAGAGUUUAUCUCCAAACCAAGUUUCGUUGGAGUCACUCACACAUGUCAGUCAGCAAGAGUUGUGCAAGAUGAUAGCCAAAUUAUCAAUGUGAUUGAUACUCCUGGUUUGUUUCAAAUAGUAAGGCCAGCUGAUUCAAUCGACGACGAAAUUUCGAGGUGCAUAAAGAUAGCCAAAAACGGAAUCCAUGCUAUCCUAUUGGUGCUCUCUGUGAGGGAUUGUCUUAGAGGAGAUGCCAAAGUUCUUAGUCACUUGCAAACCCUUUUCGGCAGUAAAAUCGCUAACUAUAUGAUCAUUGUCUUUACGGGUGGCGAUGAAUUGGAAGAGAACGAAAUGACGUUAGAGGAAUAUUUGACACAAGAGCCUCCAGAAUUCAUAAAAGAACUACUUGAGCUAUGUGACAACAGAUUGGUAUUGUUUGAUAACAAGACCAAGGAUCAGCUCAAGAGAGUUGAACAAGUUCAGAAGCUUCUCGCACUUGUUGAGUUGGUUACAAAGCAGAACAAUGGUAAACCCUAUACGGAAGAGCCACAGAAGCGAAUUAAAGAAUCAGAAAUGAAGCUAGAGAAACAACUAGCUCCAGAGCAAGCUGCUCCACUUGAAGUCUCAAAAGAAUAUGCUUAA
Capsella rubella is the source of this 744-nucleotide messenger RNA. Its product is annotated as immune-associated nucleotide-binding protein 9. The transcript is spliced from 4 exons. The coding region runs from base 1 to 744 and encodes 247 amino acids. Gene Ontology annotation, molecular function: GTP binding. Lineage: Eukaryota; Viridiplantae; Streptophyta; Magnoliopsida; Brassicales; Brassicaceae. The record is from RefSeq and is a predicted model, not a curated record.